GCCAAGAAGCGGAAGCGACAGUCGAACGGUGUCGAUCGACCAAAUAAGCGCAUCGCUGGCGACAAGAUCAAACUCAUCCACCUCGACGGCGAAACAGGCGCUCACCCAGUGCUUCUCACUGCGCCAGGCGUGAAGACCCCUCAGGUGCCUUUCAAGGCCUACUCCAAACCGAGAUCGCCAAUACACGUCAAUGCGCCCGUCAAGCCGAGUACGCACGAUUUACUUCUACAUUCGUCGCAACACCCAAAGCUCGACUAUACUGCAACGCCCACCCUCGGCGAGGACGGUUUGAAGCAUUAUGUCUGCGUGUUUGAUCCCGCCUCCAAUAUCCUCGAGGUCGCAGAAGCCCACCAUUUGACACUGACGAGCACGCUUCGCUCUGAGAUAUAUGAGUUGGACGAAGCUGAGAAGGAGCGACUGAGCUAUGCCAAGCAGCGUGAAGCCUUGGGAAGCGAAUUUGGUACCAAGAAAGCAAAGAAGGCAAUUGCGGCCAAGACAGAAAAUGCGAUAAUAGGGGAUCGCAAGGGCAAGGGCAAGAUCACGGAUGUAGAGAGCGCCAUACUAGAAUCGAUCGGCGAGACAACAGCUGGUGCUGCAUCGAAAGCUUCCGAGAAGGAGACUGCGGACGCGCUCCUUGCUGCGAAGCCGAUCCCGCGACCCAAUCUCGAGGCAGAACAUCCAGAGCAGGUCUACACUUUCGAAGCGCUGGUAGGAGACGCUCAACAGUACAUCAAAAUCAAGGAUUGGCAGGACAAGGCAAAAGCAGGAGAAUCAGUCGAGUUCAAGGGCAUUCAGUAUCCGGCGACGCGGCUCAAGUUCGUUGCAGACGAUCCUCGCAAGCUGAAAGCUUUGAAGUAUCUUGCGCUGCUUCUCGAAUUUCACAACGUGCUGUCGAACGCCGGGAGGGCUGGCAAGAAGGUGCCAAAGAAGGAGAUAUUGCAGAAGCGCCUGCCUCCAUCGCGGUGGCCAGAACAGCUCGUGGACUCUGUGCGGCGGCGAUUCACGAAUGAGACUGGUCAAGAGCUUGGCAAGUGGCAGAUGGAUAAUCUGUACACUCACAUCUGCGCUCUUGCCCUAUUCAUUGACAACAUGGAAGUCGAUAUCUGGCUCCUGAAAGAAGACACGAAGCUCGAACUUAGCGCUCUUGGCCAUUACUUCCUGGAACUGGGUGCUCGCGUAGGACCUGUCACUGAAGCUGAGCGCACGCGAAGAGAGAUGACCAAGGCACAGGCAGCUGCGACUCGGAUGGCGCGAUUGAAGCUCCCUCUUCAAUUCCCACGG
Molecule: messenger RNA, 1281 nt
Organism: Pseudocercospora fijiensis CIRAD86
Lineage: Eukaryota; Fungi; Ascomycota; Dothideomycetes; Mycosphaerellales; Mycosphaerellaceae
Exons: 2
Biological process (GO): transcription elongation by RNA polymerase I; RNA polymerase I preinitiation complex assembly; nucleolar large rRNA transcription by RNA polymerase I
Cellular component (GO): RNA polymerase I complex
Molecular function (GO): DNA binding
Source: RefSeq, a predicted model, not a curated record